CAGCAAUCCUUAGCAUAGGGGCACACUCAUGCAUUCCUGUCAAGUCAUCUUGUGAAAGGCUGCCUGCUUCCAGCUUGGCUUGGAUGUGCAACCUUAAUAAAACUCACUGAGGUCUGGGAGAAAAUAGCAGAUCUGCAGCAGAUAGCGCAGAGGAAAGGCUGUAGAAUAUGUACACGCAGCUGACUCAGGCGGGCUCCACACUGAACGGUUACACAGAGAGGAAACAAUAAAUCUCAGCUACUAUGCAAUAAAUAUCUCCAGUUUUACCGAAGGAAACUAUCAUUACAGUGAAAUAAAAAAAUAACGUUUUGGAACAAAGCUAACAAAUGGCUAGUUUUCUAUGAUUCUUCUACAAACGCUUUCUUUGAGGGGGGGGAAAAGGCAAGGAAACAAGCAGUUUUACCUGAAAUAAAGAACUAGUUUAAAGGUCAGAAGGAAGGAGCAGGGUUUGCGAGAGGCACGGAAGGAGAGCGGAGAGCGCGCGCAGGACAAUGACAGUUUUCCUCUCCUUUGCCUGCCUCGCUGCCAUUGUGACUCACGUAGGGUGCAGCAACCAGCGCCGGAGUCCCGAGAACGGUGGCAGAAGAUAUAACCGGAUUCAACAUGGGCAGUGUGCCUACACUUUCAUUCUUCCAGAACAGGACGGCAACUGUCGUGAGAGUACGACAGACCAGUACAGCACAAACGCCCUGCAGAGAGAUGCUCCGCACGUGGAACCGGAUUUCUCUUCCCAGAAACUUCAACAUCUGGAGCAUGUGAUGGAAAAUUAUACUCAGUGGCUGCAAAAACUUGAGAAUUACAUCGUGGAAAACAUGAAGUCGGAGAUGGCUCAGAUACAGCAGAAUGCUGUUCAGAACCACACCGCCACCAUGCUUGAGAUAGGAACCAGCCUCCUGUCUCAGACAGCGGAGCAGACCAGAAAACUGACAGAUGUUGAGACCCAGGUACUAAAUCAAACUUCUCGGCUUGAAAUACAACUGCUGGAGAAUUCAUUAUCAACAUACAAGUUAGAGAAGCAACUUCUUCAACAGACAAAUGAAAUUCUAAAGAUUCAUGAGAAAAACAGUUUAUUAGAACAUAAAAUCUUAGAAAUGGAGGGAAAGCACAAGGAAGAGUUGGACACCUUAAAAGAAGAGAAAGAGAACCUCCAAGGCUUGGUUGCUCGUCAAACGUACAUAAUCCAGGAGCUGGAGAAACAGCUGAGCAGGGCCACAACCAACAACAGCGUCCUGCAGAAGCAGCAGCUGGAGCUCAUGGACACAGUCCACAAUCUUGUCAACCUCUGCACUAAAGAAGGUGUUUUACUAAAGGGAGGAAAAAAAGAGGAAGAGAAACCAUUUAGAGACUGUGCAGAUGUAUACCAAGCUGGUUUUAAUAAAAGUGGAAUCUACACUAUUUAUAUUAAUAAUAUGCCAGAACCCAAAAAGGUGUUUUGCAAUAUGGAUCUUAAUGGGGGAGGUUGGACUGUAAUACAACAUCGUGAAGAUGGAAGCCUGGAUUUCCAAAGAGGCUGGAAAGAAUAUAAAAUGGGUUUUGGAAAUCCCUCUGGCGAAUAUUGGCUUGGAAAUGAAUUUAUUUUUGCCAUAACCAGUCAGAGGCAGUAUACACUAAGAAUCGAGUUAAUGGACUGGGAAGGAAACCGGGCCUAUUCACAAUAUGACAGGUUCCACAUAGGAAAUGAGAAGCAAAACUACAGGUUAUAUUUAAAGGGUCACACUGGGACAGCAGGAAAACAGAGCAGCCUGAUCUUACAUGGUGCUGAUUUCAGCACUAAAGAUGCUGAUAAUGACAACUGUAUGUGCAAAUGUGCCCUCAUGCUUACAGGAGGUUGGUGGUUUGACGCGUGUGGCCCGUCCAAUCUAAAUGGAAUGUUCUACACGGCGGGACAAAACCACGGCAAACUGAACGGGAUAAAGUGGCACUACUUCAAAGGGCCCAGUUACUCCUUACGUUCCACAACCAUGAUGAUUCGGCCUUUGGACUUUUGAAAGCACAUGGGUAGAAGCAACUGUAAAGGCAAUGAAGCGAUCUGGAGACCGAGACACUACCAGAGGAGAAAAUGCUUGAAAACCCCCGAAGCAAACGAUGUUGUCUCCCCUGCAGCAACAGGUGGUGGGUACGAGACGUCAGCGUGGUUCUUCACUGUGGAUUUGGAGCCUUUUGAGUUCACGGAAGUCUCUGUGUGAGGUCACCACGUAUGUAUGGCCUGACUCAAGAGAAUGCAAUUCACUGUCAUGCUUUCAAAGGGAAGACACUGUUCAGCUCACUGUGCUUCAAACUACUACUGGAUCCUAAUUUGGAACUAUGGUAGCCAGAUGGCAAACAUGGUUUAUUUCAUAUAAGGCCAAAAAAAAAAAAAAAAAAAAAAAAAGAGUGAGAGAGAGAGAGAGAGAGAAGAAAAGAAAGGAAAAUGAAUGAAAAAAAGAAUAUACAUGAAGAAUAGAAACAGGUCUGCUUUGACUCUGGAAAAAAUGUAUUAUACAAGGGAAAUGGUGUUAUAGCUAUGCAAACCUACUAACAUAAGUUUUACUGUUGCACAAUUUUGAUAAAAGUAAAAAAAAUCACAUUGUUUUCUGACUUAGUUAAAUGUUAAUGGGUUUCAAAAAUCCAAUUCCAAUGUCACAUUUCAUGGUUGAUGUAGGUUAACCCAUUUUCAAAUGUAAAUUCCAUAUUUAUAAGCCAUAAUGAAUUGUAGUAUAUGGAGAAGACAAUGGUGUGAUGUAGAAACACUCCACUCUGUGAUUGUUUUUUUUUUUUGACACCAUUUUCAGAAAAAAGUAGUCAUAAUCAAGUGUGAACAUAAGAGGUAAACAAUUUAUUUCCCCAUGCUACAGUUUUCAUUUGUUUUUAAAAACUGACUGACUGAUCUACAAAUGUAUUUAUAGCCUGAGUAAAAUUUAAAGAAUGUGAAAUGUAUCACCAAGUUCUUAAAAUAAUAUACAUGCAUCUAAUAUUUCUUUUGAUAUUACACAGACAAGCAGUAUUUGGAAUGUAUUAUGUUGAAGUAAAACCAAGUAAACUGGAGUUCAUUUUACAGUAUCUUCUUGCAUGGGUAUACAUAUGUGUAACUUCAUUAUUGUAAAAAUGUUUUUAGUUUUUCCAUCUUUCAUUCUGUUAUUUCACGCUAAUUUAAUUUUUUGCUAAUUAAUGGAAACAUGGUUACCAGAUUCACCCAGUUCUAGUUUCUAUAAAAGAUACACUUUAAACUAUAUAUAUAUAAAAUUGUACAUAGCAUGUUUAUAUCCGUGAUAAACCUCAUAGGUAUUUAAUCUGGAAUAUACAAUGUUGUCCUUAUUUGAUACAUAUAAACACACAAGUGUUCAACAAAUUCAUUUACUUGGUGAAAUAGGUUACUCUUCAUAUUUUUCUCCUUCAGACUUUCUUUCCUUAGACACUUUCUAAUUUUUUAAAAUUAAUAUUGGAGAAAAUUGGCAAAAUGCUUAAUUUUAUAUCUAAGGGGAACAUAUACAAAAAAGGAAAUAAUAGUCAGCCAACUAGGAAAAUUUUACUGCUAGCUGCUAUAAAUCUCUUAAUGAAAAUAUUCCUAUGGGAUAAUCUAUUUUAAGUGAACUUUGGGGCACAUUUUUGUGGCAACUUAAAGUUUCUACAAUAUUAAGAAUUGCUCUCUGCCUCUAAGUGUUCAAGAUUACAAUAGUUAACAGUUUUUAAUCAAAAUAUGAGUUACUAUGAAAUGAGAAAAUUGAAAUGGGUAUUGGGUCUCCUUUCUUAGAAAAGGAAAGUUUUCUUCAAGGCAACAAUACCAAAAUUUCAGACUUAGUAACUUGAUCUGUUAUGCCUUAGUGGCUUUCCUCCGUUUGGGAGAAUGAAGCUAUUCAUAUUUUGAAGAACAUGUCUCUUAAAGUUUACUGUCAAGUUGUUUUUAUAUUUAUGUGUCUGUCUCCAACCCUUUUUGCCUUACAGGUGAUGUUUGCAGGUCCUACAGAAGCUCCUUGAUAGCGCUGUUAACCCUCUCCCUUUAAAACCUUCAUGAUUGCUUUAAGUAAAAGAAAAUGAGUGUUUUGUUCUUUUGUGUUCCACACCUUUUUUUUAACCAGUCUUUGCAUAAAGAAUACUAUUUCUUAAUCCAUAUUACAAAAAUGAAAUAAAGUAUGGGAAAAACAAGGCAUUUACUGUUUUACCUGGAUUUGAAAGUGAAAUAUUGUUUCCAAUUAUUUAUAAUAAAGCAACAUGAAAUGUUU
Oryctolagus cuniculus (rabbit) is the source of this 4199-nucleotide messenger RNA. RefSeq names its product angiopoietin 1 (gene ANGPT1). Gene Ontology annotation, biological process: blood coagulation. NCBI's taxonomy places the organism in Eukaryota, Metazoa, Chordata, Mammalia, Lagomorpha, Leporidae. The record is from RefSeq and is a predicted model, not a curated record.